Stegostoma tigrinum is the source of this 1400-nucleotide messenger RNA. It is a transcript of the gene med11, whose product is annotated as mediator complex subunit 11. Gene Ontology annotation, cellular component: mediator complex. Gene Ontology annotation, molecular function: transcription coregulator activity. The coding region runs from base 160 to 516 and encodes 118 amino acids. Gene Ontology annotation, biological process: regulation of transcription by RNA polymerase II. NCBI's taxonomy places the organism in Eukaryota, Metazoa, Chordata, Chondrichthyes, Orectolobiformes, Stegostomatidae. The transcript has 3 exons. The record is from RefSeq and is a predicted model, not a curated record.
UACACUCCCUGUCAGUUGAGUUUCUCAGGCUCUCUGGGUGAGGCGCUGUUGUUGGAGCUUCCUGUACCCGCUGUUUCCUCGCUGCUCAGUCUCGGUUGGUCCGCAAUCCGGUGCUGAGCCAGAUCCCGACUGUCGGAUCCCUCUAGUUAACCGCACGCCAUGGGGACCUACGGACCGGCUAACGAGAAACUCCGGAACCUGGAGGAGAUCGAGAAGGAGAUUGCCAUCAUCUUACAGACUGCAGCCAAUGUUAUCCUGGAAAUGUCGAAGGAGAAGCCAGCAGAACGUAACCUGGAGCGUCACGCUCUGCAAUUCACAGCCUCUGUGCAGCGAGUCGAAACAGAGCUGUCCAGCCAGAUCCGCUAUCUCACCCAGGUCGCCACGGGGCAGCCGCACGAGGGCUCGAGCUAUUCGGCCAGGAAGGAUGCGCAGAUGGCAGUGAACCGAGUGGAAUACACGCACGUCAAAGUCCGGGACCUUGCCAGGACCUGUGACCAGAUGCUUGAGCAGCCGUGACCGGGGUGGGGGGGGGUCGGCAUUGGUACUGGGUGGGUGGGGUGGGGGGUGGGGGAGAGAGAGAGAGAGAGAGAGAGAGAGAGAGGGAGGAGGGAAGGGGGUGUAAGGAAAGUGGGAUUUUUUUCUUUCUCUGCUUUGCUUGGGGGAGAGUGGGUGGGGAGCGGUGAAUCCGUUUGUAGCGAACAACUGUCCCUCCAUCACACCACCCACCCCCCCCGCAACACUUCACCAUCAAUCUCUACCCCCACCCCCCUCCCUGUCGUCCCCUCCCCUGCCCCUUCGAAUCUGUUGUCCAGUGCAGAGACCCCCUUCUCCUCCUCCCCAGUGCCCCCUUCCAGCCCCCUUGCUGUUAAAGCCCACCAUUGGAGAGUGGGCGCACUUUUGGCCAUGUUGGUGGGGGGAGUGGGUGUGGUGGGUUGGGGGACUGGGGUGCGAGCUGUACGGACUGGUCACUGCUAUGUUCUGUUUAGCACAGUCCCCACCCUUCACUUACCCCAGCCCCAUUCGGAGCUCUGAAGCCCGGGCCGAUGGGAAGGGGAGGGCAGGGACUGGCCAGGAGGGCCUCAGAGUCCCAGUCUGAGCCCAGGCGGAGGGUCUGAGCCCUUGUGGGGGGUCCUGGCUUGGUGGGCCAGGGGAGGGUGAGGUUGGGGGCAGGGGGCACACGGGGAGCAGCUCUAUCUUUCAGUAGGACCCUCCCGUCCCCUUGGUGAUCUCUACCUGACUCCGCCUCACCCCGGAGCUCACAGGACCCCCCCACACCCCCCCCCGCCAAGGGGACCAUUUCCUCUCUCUGUCUCCCCCCUCUAUCUCUCUGUCUCGCCCUCCCCUCCCAUCUCUUUCUGUUUUACACCCCCCCAAUCCCUUUCUUCUCUCUUCCCACCCCC